GGUAAUUAUACCAAAAUGUUAACAAUUACAUCCGGUAAGUAUAUAUUUUUUUGUUCUCAAAUACUUGGUAUAAUAAUAUUUUAUAAAUAUACAACUCUAAUUUUAGCAAUCCUAACACUAAUCAAAGAUAUUAUACAACAAUGGAAAACAUUACUUCUGCAAUAUUUAUUAAGCAAAUGUUCAGUAUUCCAUAACACCAUUCUUUUAAACCUUUAUUAUGUUAAGGAAUAAAAGCAAAUACUAAUACUUUUGAUAUUAACUUAAAUGGUUAUUCCUGAACCCCGGAAUUC
Molecule: messenger RNA, 290 nt
Organism: Rhizophagus irregularis DAOM 181602=DAOM 197198
Lineage: Eukaryota; Fungi; Glomeromycota; Glomeromycetes; Glomerales; Glomeraceae
Source: RefSeq, a predicted model, not a curated record